CGCGCCCGACCCGGACGGACCCAUGCGAUCGCGCGCGGGCAGAGCGCGCCGCGGGGCAGGGUAAGGAUGGAGAAAAAGAAGAUAGUGAUGAAAUCCAAAGUUGCUUCUUCGAACCUUCUGAGGGCGCUGCAUUCACUCUAUCAGUUCGGUCACCUCUGUGACGUGAUAGUCCACACCGAGCAGAUGGGAAUUCAAGAGGAGUUUCUGGUUCACAAGGCUGUAUUGGCAGCUUCCAGCAAUUACUUCAAGGGGCUGUUUCUUCAUGAUGAGAUGUUAGACACUAAGACCCGCACAGUGACUCUACAAGACAUUUAUACAGAAGAAUUCACUUCCUUCCUGGAGUUUGUUUAUACUGCCGAAGUAGAGAUUGAGGCAGAGAAAUUGCAUCGGAUGAAGGAAAUAGCUGAGAGACUUGAGUGCAAGGAUUUGCUUGAUAUUUGCGAAGAAAUGAACUCGGAGAGUAAGGAAGGCUUAGAUCCAAGUGUCCAUUUAAAAGGUCAGAUACACAAAAAUGGUGGGUCCCAGUGGGCUUAUGUCCCACAAACAGAAGACAGUGAACUGGGUAAUUCAUCCCCAUCUGGGGCAACACCGCUACAAAGAAAACUGUGGGAUGGCCAGAAACACAGGAAAUUAUUAACCAGCUAUGAACUUGUGGAAUGUCAACUUACAGAUCCUAACAAGGAAGGGACUGCUCUUUCAGAGUCAACAGCUGGGAUGGCCAAGCUAGCUGAGCAUAACAAAACAGACACAAGUGAGAUGAUUGGCAUGGAUGCUGCCAGCCCAGGGGAAAAGAAGACCUGCUGUUCUGCCCCAAGCGAGCCAGACUCCAAGGAAACCUGCAUCGUCAUUAAAAAGCUGCUCCCUGCCCAAGGGGAAGAUGAAAAUACUUUAAUCUCGGAGCUGGCCAGUAAAUUUGAGCCCAGGAGGUCACUUCGCAAUGGAUCAAAAAUCUUGCCCCAAAUGUACACGUGUGAGAAGUGUAAUCAGUCAUUCCAUUUCAUCAAGCAGUACCAGUCACACAUGGAGCUGAAGCAUAAUAUUAACAUUGUCACCAAAUACAGCUGCAACCUAUGUGACCAGCUCUUCUCUAAUCGCCAGAACCUGAAACAGCACAAGCUCACUGUCCACAGUGAUGAGAGGCGCUUCCCUUGCAUGUCCUGUGACAAGAGAUUUAAGCGCCAGAAGGAUAUCAAUGACCAUGUUCGGAGGGUUCAUGAAAAGAAAAGGAGCCCUCAGGCAUGCCCAUACUGUGACAAGGUUAUCAGCUCCAAGUGCGGCCUCACAGUUCAUAUGCGCACACACACAGGAGAGAAGCCCUACAAAUGUGAACGCUGCCUUGCAAGCUUUGCUCAGAGAUCUGCUUACAAUACCCAUGUAAGGAAAAUACAUGAGUCUGGGCAAGACAGGAAGCAUACACCAAUCUACUGGACGGUCGUUCCACCUACAGUUAGACCAGAAGCAACAGACUGUGCAAUGGAUGUUAAUGAAGAAACUUGGGAUGGGGAGUCGGUUACUGGAUUGCAAAAAGGUGCUGGGAGCAAAGCAGCUAUGGGCACUGAAGAAGAACCUGGCAGCUCCUAUAAUGCAGAAGUAGACUGCAGCAAUGAAGGGAAAGAAAAGAUAGACAAAUAUGGGGAAGAUGAAGCAAAUGGGGAAGAAGGAAAUGAAGAUGAUGAUGAAGAUGAAGAAGAAACAAGUGUGAAGGGAGAAGAUGCGGGUUAUUCUGAACUAGAGGACAGUAAAGAUAAUGAGUAUGUCUGUAAUGAUGAUGGUGGUGUUGAUGAUGAUGACGACGAUGACGACUACUCUAAUAGUAAUGAAGGUGAAGAGAAUGAUUCAGAUGAAGACUUGAAAAUAAAGAAGGCUAAAAAAGGCAGGGUAGGAAAGAAGUCUGCCUAUGUUAUAACAUGUGAUAAAUGUGCUGAGCAGUUUGUUUCUCGAAAAAAAUAUGUAGAUCACUGCAAAGAAGUCCAUCAAUCCUUGCCUGGCAAAGUCUAUCAGUGCGAUAUCUGUAGCAAGUCAUUUGCUAGCUACAACAGCUGGAAAGAGCACAGAGCCUGUGUCCACACUGAAGAAAGGCAGUUUGCUUGCACCCUCUGCGAUGCUACCUUUAAAAGAAAAAGAGAUGUGAGGACACAUUACAUGCGGAAACAUGAAGGCAGAGUCAAGCGCCCUCUCUGUUCUGUCUGUGGGAAGAUCUUGAGCUCACGAACAGCGCUGAUGUUUCACAUGCGGACACACACAGGGGAGAAACCAUACGAAUGCAGCGUUUGUCAUAACAAGUUUGCUCAGCCCUCCCAGCUUAAAAUCCAUACCAGGUUGCUGUUCCUUUUGGCCGUAAAGUUUUUUCAGCUAGUUCUGCUAUUGAAGGAACUGGGAGAGAAGAAAAAGGAACAGCCAGAGGAAUACUUUACACAUCUUGGCUUCCUUGAAGCUAGUAGAAGAGUCAGAUCUCUAGCUGGCAUGACUCAACAGAGCUCCUUCAGGUCCCAUACAGGAGAAAAGCCAUACGUAUGUGAAGACUGUGGAGCUUGUUUUGUUGAUAAAGGCAAACUAAAUAGCCACAAGAGGACGCAUACAGGAGAGCGUCAGUUUAAGUGUGAUGUAUGUGGGAAACAUUUUGCCACCAAUGAAUACUUGAAGUGCCACAAGCGAUGCCAUAUGGGAGCCAAGCCAUACAAGUGCAAUGUUUGUGGGAAGACAUUUGGAUUGAGAGCCUCGUUAGCCCAACACGUUAAUGUCCAUGCAGAGACUCGUCCCUAUUUCUGUGAACAGUGUGGAAAAACAUUUACUCAGCAAGGAGCUCUCAGGCGCCACCAGCGGAUUCACACUGGAGAAAAACCAUACAAAUGUAGAGCUUGCGAGAGAACCUUUACAGACAUGUCCACCUUGAGGAGACAUGUAUCGGUUCAUGACCGGAAUGCCCACUGGAGGAGUUUCUUAAUAGAUCUUACUAGCAAAAAAGACCAUAACUGGUCCAAAAUAGAAACCUUAUCAGAGGUCCGCAGGGGGGAAGAGUCAGCACCAGAAGUCUGGUCAGUUGACCAAGGUACACUUUACAAACCAGAAAUCAAUAGCAUGAAGAAAGCUGAACAUAUGCCAUCUAGCAUUAACAACACUCAAGAAGCUGAUCAUUCCAAUUUAUACUUGUAAUUACUGUAACCAGAAAACUGUAAAAUGUCUUCAUACAAUGUAGCUGCUCCAUUUUUUAAACUAUGGAAGAUAUGGUCUCUUCUUUUUACAGGUCAAAUAAUACAUUGUAGUCAGAGAAGGAUUCAUAUUCUUAACAGUAGUCUUUAUACCCCUUAGGUUUUAGAACUGUAUACAGUUUUAUUUUUUAAAAUCUUGAAUAUAUCACCCAGUAAAAUGCUCAUUUAUGAAAAUAUACAUAUGUAUGUGUGUGUAUGUAUGUGUAUACACACAUAUACAUACAUAGUGUUCUAUAAACUGUUGUAUGCCUUUAUAAUAAAGAUACUAUGAUUAGAACACCUCAUAUAAAAUGAUCAUCUAUGCUGGAGCUAUUUGAUUUGUAUGUAUUUUAUCGUAGAAUUUUAGCUUUCUUGAUAAAUGCAGAAUCGUUAAAAUAUUUGCUGUGAAAUAUUAUAAACCAACUGGGACACAGCUGUGAAAAAAGCCUGUGGUAUAUGUACGCUGCUUCACAGCUUUAUUCAUUUCAUUCUGUCUUGAGACUGUGAUUUUUGCAUUUGUCUUCUAGGCAUAAUUUCCUUGCGUGCUUAAAGUACAAUUCUAAAAUGCUUGUUUUUAAAAAGUGAGGGGUAAACACACAGGUCCAUAUGGAUAAUAAAUAAGAAGAACUUGUGAAUUAUUGGCUCAGUUUGCUAAUUCAAAUUUUGAUUUCACAACCCUGAAUUAAAGGGAAUGAUCUUUUACCUGGAUUGUAGGUCAGUUAGUCUUCUGAAAACUUGAUUCACAAUUCUCAGUGACUUUUAUAGUUGUAGGUGCUAAGCAUAUCUUGAAAUCUUGCCUUAAGAUUACAUUCUUUUUAUUAUUCAAAAAAAAUUCCCCUCCAUAUACUUGUUAUGAUUUAUAAGAUUUUUAUACACCAAAUUUAGAAACUUUAGAGCUGUAUUUCCCUGAUCAGAUGUAAUAAUCUACACAAUAUGAAAGGUCCAGUCUCCCAACAAUAGCAGGAUGGUCGCCUUGGAUGAAAUAGCUAGUGUUUCCUAAAUAAUGCUUUCUAAAUAAAAUUGUACCCAAUAAAUCAGGACACUGAGAGCCCAGGAUUUCAACUGCAGUUAAGUGGGGGUGCUCAGCACCUCUUGGGAAAAGUCAGGCUAUUUUUCUUUAGAUGCUGAAAUCAUGGGUAAUGUAAGUAGUCAAUUAGGGAAUGAAUUAGAGUGUAUUUUUGUUAAGUUGUUUCUAAUUUGCUGUCUCAUUUGAUGUAGAAGUUGGAAGACUUGUAGUGUAUGAAAGAGAUGAUUAUAGAAAGAAAAAAAGUCUUGUUAUUCAGGCAGUUGCUUGUCAUGCUGGAUUAUUUUCCUGUCUCUUCCAUGGAGUUCCCAUUUAAAGUAAGGCGGGUUUUUUACCUGUGCUUUUACAGGUGGUCAUAAACUCUGUUCUUCCUGAUGGGAGACUUAAGACACUGAAUUCUGAUUUGUAGAAGUGCUGAUAACUUGCUGCUUCAACUGAAGUCAGCAUGACUUCCAACAAAUAAAAUGCUAAGGUCUCUGGAAAAAAUUAAGCCAUAGGAAUUUUAAUCAAAUUAGUGUAUGGUUUUGAUGAGCAGAUUGCUGCCUCCAAGUUUUCUCAUCUAUAAAAGGCCAUUACAUUAUUGGCUAAUGUUUGUGAAGCAUUGAAAAAUGUGAGGGAUGAGUAUCAGAGGAGCCCAUGUAAAGAUCAGUAAUUCUGCAUUCAGAGCAGAAUUUGAGUGGUUUGCAGCAUGUAAAUGCUGGGAUCACACAUUGAACAGUGAAAAUCAAUCUAAAUAUUGCAUAGCAUUGCCCAUGCUGAGCAUCACAUGCGAGCAAAACAAAAUAGUAUGUCAUUGUGUGAUUAAAGGCAGCGUCAUGAUACACACAAAUAAAGAAGCAAAUUGA
Messenger RNA from Alligator sinensis (Chinese alligator), 5057 nucleotides. Its product is annotated as GDNF-inducible zinc finger protein 1-like. NCBI's taxonomy places the organism in Eukaryota, Metazoa, Chordata, Crocodylia, Alligatoridae. The record is from RefSeq and is a predicted model, not a curated record. The transcript has 8 exons. Bases 67 to 3153 code for a protein of 1028 amino acids. Gene Ontology annotation, biological process: regulation of cytokine production; regulation of immune system process; negative regulation of transcription by RNA polymerase II. Gene Ontology annotation, molecular function: RNA polymerase II cis-regulatory region sequence-specific DNA binding; protein binding; DNA-binding transcription factor activity.